GGAGUAAUUACAUUGAGAGAGAAAAAGGGAGAGGAGAUCAGAAUAGUCCUGUUGAUCUGUCACAGCUCAUCAAAGGUGAAGAAGCAACUUGGUAUACACGAAGAAAGGUAAGGCUACACUCUGUCUACCAUACUAAUUUUAGAUCUUAGCAGUGUGAUUAGAAAUAUAUUCAUAUGUUAAUAUAUAAGAUUUCCAUUCAUAUUUCAAUAGAUGGCAGUGACUUGUGUCAUUUUGAAAUUUUAAUGACACAACAGAAAACCUUGGCUGUUACAGUUGAGUGUGUAUAGACCAUUGGGUGAAAUCAUAGUUCACAGUAAAAAGCGGAGUGAUUUGUCUAUACCUGGUUAGUUAAUUAUAAGUGUGUUUACCAGUAAAAAUAUUCCCAGUCUCAAUGAUAUUACAGUGUCAGUGCCUUUAACCUGGCACCAUUAGAGAGGGUUAAGUACAAAAUGUCUUCUCAUGGAGUGAAUCCGAGUCCAGAAAUAUCAUUAUUAUGGCAUGGUUUUCUUGUACAUCAGUGUUUUUCUAUGUUGGGAGUACCGACGUCCAUGGGAGAUAUUUCCAUGAGAGUGACACAUGAAAAAAAAAACCUGUGAACCGUUGGUGGAGAAGUUGAAUAGAAAGUAAACAAAGGCUAAGAGGCAAACUGAAGCAAACAGUCGGGGACUUUUAUGUUUGGUCAGUGGUGCGUAUGCUAAACACUGAGGAUAAUAAUUAUACUGGUCUUGGCGUAAAUCUGUUCCCUCCUGGUUAAUCAGGAUAGGUGGCUUUAGGUCACACCCAGAGACUAAGGGAGGGAGCUCAUGGGGGAGAAAACCUGGCUGGUGACUAAAAUAUGCAUGGCAUCAUGAUAGGGAUCAUUUCGCUUAAGCACUUUUACACACCCAAAAGAAUCCAGAGAAAGUGUGUUUUCAUACAUAAUUUAUAUUAUUAUGUGCAUUAUACACUUUGUACCAGACCUGUUCAGUCUGUUUAUGUAGUUAAUGUGAAUGACACUGAGACAUGGCAGUAUUUUAAUUGAUAGAAUACUCCAAAGCACUCUUGUGUUGCAAUGUAACGUCCCUCUGAGGAUACAUUGUUUUAUUCUUUCUUUCUUUCUUUUUUUCUUUCUUUCUUUCUUUCUUCCACAGUCAGCAGACUUAGACUACCUGUCUACAAUGUCCUACAAAACUCCAUACUCUCCUAAAACAAGUGAGAUGUUUUGUCAAAUAAAAGGUAUUAGCCAAUUAAUUUGUUGUGGCAUCUUGGGCCACACCUAUAAACCACCUAUCUGUCUGUUUGUCUUUCUGUGUUGUUCAUGUCUGUCUAGGUAUGAGCUCCAAUCAGGCUAUCAAAGACCUCAAGAGAAGGAGCCUUUUAACAGACGGCAGUUGGAUUAAAAAUACUGACGAAGAUGAAUCUGUGUUGUAAGAAAAAUUGAAUUCUCAUAUUAAUAUGAUAAAUAAUCUCUUCACAGUCCAACAUUGUUAUAUAUUUCACUAUGCCAGGGGUAUACAAAACAUAGCAAGGUGCUCAUUGGUUAAGUUCAGUAAACUCAUAAAAUGCCCUGAUUGGACCCUGUAUGUUGCUCAUAAUAAGAAUGUUUUUUGCACCCUGUCUAUACAGCAACACAGAAGAGGAGGAUCUGAGGCCGGCAUACAAGACUGGUUCAGUCGGCAACCUCUCAAAGAGAUUUGGUGGGAGCCAAGAUUUUCUUGACAAAAGCAGCAAAGCAAAGCCGUCACAGACAAUAGCUGCAAGCACCAGGUAUUCAACAUCAAUCUAAUGUAAAACUCUGUCUUAAUGGUCUCCAUGUUGCACACAAUCUCAAAGAGGUGAACUAAAUUUAUGUGACAAAAGAACUUUUUAUUUUCAUGCGGAUUGUUAAAACCUUUGCUCUUCAUAUUGUCAUACAUUUGAUAAAAUUCCUAUUAAUAGUGAAUAAUGAAGAUUUCCUAUCCAAAGCAAUAAAAUCCCUUCUCAUAUCCCUUCACAGAUUUGGUGGGAGCCAAGAUUUUCUUGACAAAAGCAGGUCAGUUUCUUAGUGGCCCAUGAAUCCCAAUGCCAUCUUGUUACAGUGACAUGAAAUAGAUGAGAAUGUUGUUCACGGGUGUGUAAGAGUAUGUUUUCCCUCAUUUCUGUUACAGCAAAGCAAAGCCGUCACAGACAAUAGCUGCAAGCUCAAGCACCAGGUAUUCAACAUCAAUCUAAUGUAAAACUGUCUUAAUCAUCUCCAUGUUGCACACAAUCUCAAAGAGGUGAACUAUGUGACAAGAGAACUUUUUAUUUUCAUGCGGAUUGUUAAAACCUUUGCUCUUCAUAUUGUCAUACAUUUGAUAAAAUUCCUAUUAAUAGAUUAAAAGAUUUCCUAUCCAAAGCAAUAAAAUCCCUUCCCAUAUCCCUUCACAGAUUUGGUGGGAGCCAAGAUUUUCUUGACAAAAGCAGGUCAGUUUCUUAGUGGCCCAUGAAUCCCAAUGCCAUCUUGUUACAGUGACAUGAAAUAGAUGAGAAUGUUGUUCACGGGUGUGUAAGAGUGUGUUUUCCCUCUUUUCUGUUACAGCAAAGCACAGCCGUCACAGACAAUAGCUGCAAGCUCAAGCACCAGGUAUUCAACAUCAAUCUAAUGUAAAACUGUCUUAAUCGUCUCCAUGUUGCACACAAUCACAUUAUGUUGUUUCUGUCAUCUUCCAGUGUCAUUAAGACAUCAACAGCCGACACCAAAACAAUCACACCUGGGUCAAGCAAGCCUCCACUCCCUACUAAGUACAAAUACAUACCUUCAAUCAUGUUGUUUGUUUGUUUGUUUUUGCAUUGGUGAAAGGAAUGGAUCAUGUCCAUUUAUUUAUCUAUGUUUCAUUGUGGAUUUUGUUAGACCGGAAAGUCCAGGAAGGAGCAACUUCACAGACAGAGUUUUCUCUGCCAACAAAUCGUAAGUGUAGCUCUGCAGAGAGAAAUGAGUGGGAAUGAACUUCAGGUCACAACAUUUGUUUUCACUGCCACACAUGUGCUUUUCUGAACUGAAGUUUGACAUUCAGCAAGACCCAAUGCAAAGACAACUUUCUUCUCUCUUCCUCACAGAGGUCUUCAAAGAUACUCAUCUCCACAGAGUAAAACAACCACAGUGGCAAAGGACACCACACCCAGCAAGGAGGCUACAAAUGGGUAAGUCAUGCAAUCAAAUAAUACCUGUAAACAUCAUAUUACAUUACAUUAUCAUAGGUGCCCAAGGCUUCCAAUGUAUUAGUACAUUUACCGAUGAGGUUGACAUCAAAUGUUAGGUAGUCCUGUUAGUUGAACACUAUCAACUAAAGCUUUGAGGUGAAUUAUCUGGGUUCAGUAGAGAUCAGAAAGAAGAAAUAUGUUGUCUAUGAAAGCAUCCCCUUUCAAAGACUGAGGAAAUGUUUGAUUGAAUUUAAAGUCAAUGUUAUAGAGUCUUGUUCCAUUCUCAGUUCACAAAAUAUAGGAUUGCAGGAAAAAUGAAGAUGAACAUCUAUUCCAAGUAAUGCAUUUGAAGGCCACAUGUGAAAUUGAUAGAUGACUUAACACUGGUUGACAUGUAUGGAGUAUUUACAGUUUUUGUCCUUCUACAAAGAGAUAUUAUCUUAGGUCAUGUCAGAUAGGCAUGAGAAGUAUGUAGCUAAAGGAGGCAGCUGCUUCAAUAGCUUGCAGUAGGUUGGAUUAGCACUGUGUAGUCAGUGUGUGUGAGUGCAGAGUGCUUUUUUAUGUGCUUGAGUGAACUAGUAAAUUAGAGCUAGCUAUCGAUUGACACAUAAACAAUCUUCAAAUACGUACUUUAAAGGCUUCAGCAGUGACACAUCGUAUUGAGAGCAAAUUAAAAGGGUGAUAAUUUGACAGAUGACAUACAAGGCGUGGACAACAAUCAAUCCUGUGAACCCAUAUCUCAGAAGAGGCUCCAAGGGGAAACUGUCAAACACUAAAGCUGGUUCUAUUCUCAAGCACCACUGAAGUGCUCACAGCAUCUAUUGAUAAAGUAUGUUAAUAAGUCAUUCAAACUCUUUUUUUUAGGGUCAAGAUCAAGCCCACAAGUCCCAUUUUCUCUUAUAAUACAAAGAGCAGGUAGGCAACCAUGGACAUUCAGAUAUGUACUCCAGGAGAAGAGUCUUCGAUAUUAUACCAUUCUUAUGCCACAUAACAUAAUUCAUAUCAGAAAAGUAUGUGCAGAAAUGUAUUUAAUUCUGUAUUCACCCGACAUCUUUCCCUCAUUCAGUGCUGAGAGUACCCCCAAGUCUCCUGAUCUGGUUCCGACUGCAUCUACUUUAUCUCCAAGGUGAGAUCACAGGUUACCUGAUAACUUAGUUUCCUCAGAUGCUCUGUGCCCUAUCUUACAGUACAUGUAAUACACUCUUCAACAGCACAUCUAAUGAGAAAGAACUUUGCAUUCAUUAAUGCAUCGGAUAUGCAAAUUAAUUAUCAUUGACAUCUAUACUUAUUACAGUGAAACAUUUAUUUUCUGAAUCUCUUACUAACUCUUGUUUUGUUUUUACGUUUUUGAUGAAAGAAAAUCUCCUCCACCCUUUUUCUCUGAUGAGUAAGUCUACAAACACACACAUUAUGAGCCAACAAUAUUUUAAAUCUCCCUUCAAUAUCAACAGGCUUCUGUCUUUUUCUUAUUUCUGUUUUUCUUUCUUUGUAAAAAAAGAACAAAAAACCGGAGCACUUCCACAACACCAGGAAGUGCAGAGGAACCCCCAUCCUCAACAAUGUCAGAAUCCCAGCUUCAGAACCACAAACCAAGGUACUCCUUGUGAAAAAUAUCCACAGCACGUGAUUCAUUCAGCCCCUAAAUAACAACAAAUGAACAAUGUAAAUGAUCCAUCACAUAAUCAUUAGUACACCAUCCUAGACCGUGCAAACCAUAACUGAGAGUCCUUUACAGACAAGAGCAGUUAUGACAAGAGAGGAAACUCAGCCAUUGAAUUUAAAAAGGAAAUCAAGAUCAGACAAAAGACAAAGCUACAGAAGAAUUGUCUCUCUGUGAGACAGUGCUGUAUUCAUUGUGUUGUUGCAUAAGUGGUGGAAUCACCAGAGGAACAGUGCUCACAUUCUGUGCGGUCUUUGAAAACCCCUUAGCAUGCUCUGUAAUUCCAAGUACUUGGCAACCAGGUUUCAGCCAGGUGACAGACCAUAAUGCUAUGUUUGUUGUUGUUUUUCAGCACUCUGGACGACCUUGCUGACACCCUUAUCCCUACACCGACUCAAACUGUAGACUCAGCUCCUGUAAAGGCAGCAAGUGACAGCAACACUCUGGAAAGCCUUGCUGAUACUCUCCUUCCAACAACAAUCCAGAAAGAAACUAACGGGAACUCCAUCCCUGAAAGCAAGCUAGACAGCCUUGCAGAUACACUCGACCCUUUCUCAUCACGAGCUCCAGAUACACUCGACCCUUUCUCAUCACGAGCUCCAGCUCCGGAGAAAACUCUGAGCAGUCCAUUAGACAGCCUUGCCGGCACACUUCUGUCUACCCCGACUAAGUCCAUGAACGGCUCGUCUGAGAAAUCCUUCACAGACAGCUCCAAAUACAGCCCUGGAGGCACGUACAUUUCCUCGAGCACAUCGCAGAGUGUGCGUUCCCCGUCUAAAAGCACACUGGCUGACAGAAACCUGUGCUCCUUCUGCCACCAGUCCAUUGUAGAAAACACCAGGAUGAUUGUGGACGAGCUGCAGAUCUUCAGCCACGCAGGCUGCUUUAAGUGUGCAGUGUGUCACUGUAACCUAGGCAACCUGGAGGCGGGGGACAGCCUGUGGGUCUACAGGAGCACAGUAAACUGUGAUGGCUGCUACAGCAAGUUGAGAGAUCGUUGGUUUCAUUGAGUAUGGAUGGAACACGGAUAUGCAUAUAUUCAUCAUCGUGGAUACCAAACACUACUAGUCGACUGUACAUUUUUCACCAAUAUUAUCGACAUCAGAUAUUAAUUAUUACCUUUUACUUAAGCUGCAUUCAGUAGGCUAUAUAUUCACUAUUCUGUGUAAUUGUUUUUAUUUACUUCUCUAUUUCUGUGAAUUAGCCUAUGGUUAAUGGUUAAUAAUGGUUAAGUUAAUUUAAAGCAAGUCCUCCACUUGCACAGACAACUGACUACUCUAUGUAAAAUGCAACCAAAUUUGUUUUCCCAUACCUGCUUCUUACAAGAUCUUAACAGUACAUUUUAUGUUAUGGUUAUGGUUAUGUUCAAUAAAGGUCUCACGCUUCUGUUAGUGAA
Molecule: messenger RNA, 6197 nt
Organism: Clupea harengus (Atlantic herring)
Lineage: Eukaryota; Metazoa; Chordata; Actinopteri; Clupeiformes; Clupeidae
Product: sciellin
Exons: 10
Coding region: 5128-5811 (227 amino acids)
Biological process (GO): epidermis development
Cellular component (GO): cytoplasm
Source: RefSeq, a predicted model, not a curated record